UUUAUCUCUGCUUAGGUCUUCUUGAUUUCUUGUUUUCCGUCAAUGGAGAACACUAACUCUCCACUGCCUUGUAUUGUUAUUGAUCAAGAUCGUAGGAAUAACACACUGAAAUCGUUACCACCUGGUUUCAAGUUUCUACCAGAAGAUUAUGAGUUGAUCAAGUAUUAUUUGCAAGCUAAACUCAAUGGUCGCCCUAUUCCUUGUGAUCAAAUUUAUGAUGUUAAUGUUUACAAUUAUGACCCUCAAGAACUCAAUGAUAUAUUUAAACGUGAAGGAGUACAAGACAUGUAUUUUUUCAAUUCAAGAAAUCGGAAAUACCCAAAUGGACAUCGCCCUGAUCGUGCUGUUGAAGGUUUUGGUUUUUGGAAGGCUAGUGGAAAAGAAACACCAAUAAAUAGCAAUGGAAAUACUAUUGGAUUUAAAAGGACAUUGGUGUUUUACAGAGGAAAACCUAACAAAGAUCCAGUGAAAACAAAUUGGAUUAUGAAAGAGUUUACACUAAAUUACAAGGCGAAUGUUGCAAGCUCAGGCACUGCACUUCCAACUAAGUUGGAUGACUGGGUUCUUUGCAAAAUUUAUAAGAACAAAAGUAAUAAUAUGAAAAGCCAAGAUACUGAGAAAGUGAAUGAAGGCCUAGGUGAAAAGCAAAGUCAACACUUUGAAGAAAUGGCAACAUCGCAUGAAGUGAUUCCUGCUCAGCAAAUGCAAAUUCCUUCUUCAGAUUUUCCUAUUUUAGAGAACCUAACUGUUAAUACCAAAAUUAAAUACCUUGAGUCAAGAACAAUACUUUGUUAUUUGAAUAUAUUUCUAUUUGCAUGCCUUAUAUUUCGACCUACUUGGCCACUGGAUGCAUGCUUCAGAUAUACCAAAGCGGCUUUGGUCGAAAUUAAUGGUUCAAGUUUGUUAUCUCAAAUUGGAAGACCAAGUCAAAUUGGUAAUUGAUCAAAUUGACAGCACAUACUUUGCGGUUACUAAAUGAUGCUUGGAGUGGGUUUUUCAAAUUGUCAAACGGUUAUCAAGUGAAACUGGCAGCAGCAUAGCAUAGCAUCAUGGAGUAGUUACUACAUAUUAGGGAGAGUUGUUGCUGGAAGUUAUUAUUUUGUAAUCAUGCCAAAUAAAUGGCUGUAGAUUGUGUAGUUAUUUCUAGUUCAUUUGUAACCGUAGGAUCUAGUAGCAGUUUCAUUCCAAGUUCUAUAAGUAGCAAAUCUAAUUGUAAAAUUACUCAGACUCACACAAUUACUCAAAACUCUCAAUGGAUGCCUCCAAGUCUCAUGUGACAUAUGGCUACAAAGAGACUAAGAGUGUGCUGUGAUUCUCACCUUUAAUUUUCAAUGCAAUUUCAUUUCCUUUGCCAUUUUGAUUUCCUUUUACUUUUUGUUCCUCUUUUUCCUUUCGAUCCUCUACUAUUUUUUCCCUUUUGUUCAUACUGUUCUUCACAAAAACCCGACCUUGACAUUUAAAACGUCUUCACUAAAGAACCCAGAGAGGACUCCGAAUC
Messenger RNA from Lotus japonicus, 1498 nucleotides. RefSeq names its product NAC domain-containing protein 67-like. Gene Ontology annotation, biological process: regulation of DNA-templated transcription. The record is from RefSeq and is a predicted model, not a curated record. Lineage: Eukaryota; Viridiplantae; Streptophyta; Magnoliopsida; Fabales; Fabaceae. The coding region runs from base 43 to 942 and encodes 299 amino acids. The transcript is spliced from 3 exons. Gene Ontology annotation, molecular function: DNA binding.